UUAGCCAUAACAGUCCAAUUGCCGAAAAGCAAUCACCAAGAUUGAAAAUUGAGGUGUAUUUGUUAUGGGAAGAUGCAAGUGAUUUGAUUCAAGCAACCCAUGGCAACAUAUUCAAGUUUUGCAGCUAGGAAAUCCCCUGAGAAUUCAUAUCAAUCAUCUGAAAGAGGCAUCGAGGCUGUCGGUCCGCAAAAGCUACCUUCUUCAAAGUUCAAGGGAGUUGUAUCCCAGCCUAAUGGCAGAUGGGGAGCACAAAUAUACGAGAAGCAUCAACGGGUGUGGUUGGGAACCUUCAAUGAGGAAGAAGAAGCUGCUAAGGCUUAUGACAUCGCUGCAUUAAGGUUCCGUGGCCAGAAUGCUUUCACAAACUUCAAGCCUUCCGUACAUACCGAUGAAGAUGACUUCGAACAAUAUUUCUUGGCUUCUCAUUCCAAAGAAGAGAUUGUGGAUAUGAUAAGGAAACGCACAUAUACAAAUGAGCUUGAGCAUUGCAAGUAUAAUUAUGCAUGUCAUGACACUUGGAAGAGAAUUAAAGGAAACGGGUUUUCAAGUUUACCCGGAUUUGACCCAUUCGAGGGUGCUCGCGAAUACCUUUUCGAAAAGGUUGCUACGCCAAGUGAUGUAGGGAAACUUAACAGAAUCGUGAUACCAAAACAACAUGCCGACAAGUAUUUUCCUAUGCAGGGUGGGAUUGUUUCCAAGGGUGUUUUAUUGAAUUUUGAGGAUAACAUGGGAAAAGUAUGGAGGUUUAGGUAUUGUUAUUGGACGAGCAGUCAGAGUUAUGUCCUAACAAAAGGUUGGACAAGAUUCGUGAAGGAAAAGAAGUUGAAAGCAGGAGAUGCGGUAAGUUUUUGGCGAUCCUUGGGGCCGAAUACAAAGUUGUUCAUAGGCCACAAGGCAGGAAACGUAUCAAAUUUAGAGGAGCUGCCAAACAGGGUAGUCCCCGGGGAAAACAGUGGGGUGGUUAGGUUAUUCGGUGUUAACAUCUUAGAGACAAAUAUGGCCGUUGUAAAUCAUAAGAGCAAGAACAAAGAAAAGAGCUUAGAAUAGUCAUGCAACAG
Messenger RNA from Theobroma umbraticum, 1058 nucleotides. Its product is annotated as AP2/ERF and B3 domain-containing transcription factor RAV1-like. Lineage: Eukaryota; Viridiplantae; Streptophyta; Magnoliopsida; Malvales; Malvaceae. Gene Ontology annotation, molecular function: DNA binding; DNA-binding transcription factor activity. The record is from RefSeq and is a predicted model, not a curated record. Gene Ontology annotation, biological process: regulation of DNA-templated transcription.